Molecule: messenger RNA, 1041 nt
Organism: Entelurus aequoreus (snake pipefish)
Lineage: Eukaryota; Metazoa; Chordata; Actinopteri; Syngnathiformes; Syngnathidae
Gene: gpr184
Product: G protein-coupled receptor 184
Exons: 2
Coding region: 1-1041 (346 amino acids)
Biological process (GO): G1/S transition of mitotic cell cycle; G protein-coupled receptor signaling pathway; negative regulation of G2/M transition of mitotic cell cycle
Cellular component (GO): membrane
Molecular function (GO): G protein-coupled receptor activity
Source: RefSeq, a predicted model, not a curated record
AUGUCAGAAUGCCAGAUUGAAAAAUGCUCGGCGAACGCCACGAUGGCGUCCAACAGGACGGCGUGCGUUAAGAUAACCGACAGCACCGUCAGCGACCUCCUGAUGACCACAUACAUCGUGGCCUUCAUCUUGGGCUUGACCUUCAACGUCCUCACCGUGAGUCCCAUCUGGCAACAGGUGCGCAAGGAAAACGUGCUGGGCAUCUUCCUGCUGAGCCUGUCGCUGUCGGACAUGUUGUUCGUCCUCACCUUGCCGCUGUGGAUCAACUACUACCACCAGGACCACCACUGGAAGCUGGGCGUCACGUCCUGCAGCGUCGUGGGCUUCUUCUACUACUCCAACAUGUACAUCAGCAUCCUCCUGCUCUGCUGCAUCUCCGUGGACCGCUGCCUGGUGGUCACCUACCCGCUGCGCUCCAAGACCCACCGGACGUCAAGCUGCGCCUGGGCCCAGUGCGCCGCCGUCUUCGUGGCGGUGAUGGCGCUGCACGUUUUCGUGCUGGUCAACGACAACCUCGCCGACGCCCACGACGACGCGUACAACAACGACAGGUGUUACGAGACCUACCCCAUGCAGGAGCGUAUCGCCUUAUUCAACCUGGUGCGCGUGGGCGCGGGCUUCUUGAUCCCCCUGCUGGUGUUGGCCGUCAGUUACUGGAGGGUGCUCGCCACCGUGGCGCAGAGUCCCGGCUUGAACGCGCAGGUCAAGAGAAAAGUCCGCCUUCUCUGUUUCGGCGUGAUCGGCAUCUUCUCCUUGUGCUUCGCGCCGUACCACGUUCUCCUCCUGGUGCGCUCGCUCGUCUUCUACACCCACGACCACGCCGGUUACUGCCAGUUCGAGCAGAAGAUGCACUUUGCUUUCUCCUGCACGCUGGCCUUGUCGAGCCUGAACUGCGUGAUGGACCCCGUGCUCUACAUGCUGGCCAGCAACGGCGUGCAGGAGAAGGUGAAAAUGUGCUGCAACCGGCAUAAAAGGACAGAAGCGGAAGAGUGCGCUCUGGCCGACCACCGCCGAGGAAAGACCAACAACAAUUUAAUCUGA